AUGAACGUAAUCCCAUCCGAUGAUCAUAAAAGAUCUGCCACAAGACUACCUUUGGGUGUAACAGUCCAACCUUUUGCUACAAUUAUUCCUGAUGAAAUUCCAGUUGUAGAAAUGACAAAUGGAAUUGAGCCUUUGCGUUGUAGAAGAUGUAGAACUUUCAUCAACCCAAAUUUUCAAUUCACUUAUGAUUCAAGCGUUACUUGUAAUAUUUGUGGUAUUAAGAUGAGAUUAGAUCCUGAACAAUUCUCGCCAAUUGGGGCAGAUGGUAAAAGGUCCGAUUUCACUAUGAGGCCAGAAUUGUAUUUGGGUACCGUCGAUUUUUCUGUGCCAAAAGAAUACUACAUUAAUCCAGAUAUUGAACCGUUACCUUUACAUUACGUUUUCUUAAUUGAUGUUUCUACAUUUGCCAAUGAAAAUGGUUCCAGUAUAGCAGCAAUUGAAGGUGUUAAAAGAUCAGUCGCGUUUAUUGCUGAUAAUCAACCUAACUGUAAAGUAGCUAUUAUUACCUUUGAUAGUAAAUUGAAAUUUUACAAUUUAAGAAAUAAUUCAGAAAAUGUCCAAGAAUAUAUUAUAACUGAGGUAGAAGACGUUUUCUUACCGUUCUAUCAUGGUUUGUUCGUAAAGCCAUCGGAAUCAGCAGAAACCAUUGAAAAUACUUUGCAAAAGAUAACUGAAUAUAUUAUCAAUGAUAAACAUUCUCAUAUCCCACAAAACUGUUAUGGUUCUGCACUACAAGCGGCAAAGCUUGCCUUAGAUACAAUUACUCAAAAUCAAGGUGGUAAAGUUGUAUGUACUUUGAGCUCUUUACCUUCUUUUGGUAGUGGAAACUUAUCUACUAAAAAAGAUGAUGCAUCAAAAAGUUCACUAAAACCAGAAAGUGAAUUCUAUACCCAUAUGGCACAUUCUUACCUAAAAUCAUAUAUAUCUUUGGAUCUUUACGUCACAAGAUCAUCCUUUGUUGAAAUGGCCGCCACUGCAUAUCCUGUUAAAGUUACAGCAGGUCGUUUGAAAUAUUACAACUCAUUCGUUUAUGAUAGAGAUCAAAGCAUCUUAGCCGAUGAUAUGGUUGAAAAUAUUUCAAGUAUCAAGGGUUACCAGGCUAUGUUGAAAGUUCGUUGUUCAGAUGGUUUAACAGUUUCGGAUUAUAAUUCUGUCACUUUUAACAAUUCUGAUUCUCCUCCAAUACUUCCAGUUAUUACCAAACAUACCACAAUUGAUGCAGGUUUGAAAUUUACUACAAAAUUGAAAAAUACUAAUAAAAUGUUUUUCCAAACCACUCUGUUAUACACUGAUGUGAAUGGUACUAGAUUAGUGAGAAGUAUAAACACAAGUGCAUCCGUUUCCAGUAACAUCAAUGAUAUAUUUAAAUAUGUCAAUCAAAAUGUUGUUAUGAGAUUAUUAAUAAGUGAGAUAAUCGUAAGUUCCGGAGAUUGUGAUUUUAUCAAGAUUAGAAAAUCUAUUGAUGAUAUUUUAGGGGAUAUCCUAACACAAUAUAGAGCAUUAGUUAGUGGUAACUCGUAUAACCAAGUUUACUUUGCAGAUUCAUUAAAGACUCUACCUGCAUACAUUUUGGCAUUUGAAAAAGGUGAACUAAUGAAACCAAAUUCUCAAUCAACGCGUGGUAAUGAUCGUAUUUAUGACUUAUACAAAACAUUGACAUUUGACCCGGUUGAAUUAUGUUUUAAACUAUAUCCACAAAUCAUACCAUUACAUGUACCAUUAAGAAAUGAAGAUUUAACAUUUUACGAUGCAAAUUACAAACUUUUGCAAGUAUCAUUAGAUUCCAUUGAGAACUUGGCUAUUAGAAAUAGUCAUGAUCAGUUUAUAAAUGGUGGUUGUUAUCUUGUAUUCAAUGGUGAAACUGUUUUCAUCUGGUUUAAUGAAAAUACGAAUAGAUUAUUACUACAAGACUUAUUAUUGGUUGAUUCUGGAUUACCAAUUCAACAAAUUUCUAUUACAAAUAACAAGCUACCAAAAAUGGAUACAUUAAUAAACAAGAAAGCAUCUGACAUUAUUAAAAAUUGGUCACAAUUGGUUGGUAGAAGUUCGUUACCUCUAGUUCCUUUAAGACCAAAUAUUGACCAAUAUUAUAAUUCUGUAAUGUCUAACAUUCUAAGUGAAGAUGCAACUAUGAAUAAGAUUCCUUCAUUGGAUAAUUAUAUCUUAACAUUAGAACGUUACUCGCAGUCAAAUUUGAAAAACAAAGAAUUCAUAAAGUCUUCUUCUGUAGUUGAAUCAGAUCAAACCCAUCAAAAAUUUGUUCAAUUCUAA
Messenger RNA from Vanderwaltozyma polyspora DSM 70294, 2271 nucleotides. It is a transcript of the gene SFB3, whose product is annotated as Sfb3p. Gene Ontology annotation, cellular component: endoplasmic reticulum exit site; COPII vesicle coat. Gene Ontology annotation, biological process: COPII-coated vesicle cargo loading; intracellular protein transport; endoplasmic reticulum to Golgi vesicle-mediated transport. The transcript has a single exon. NCBI's taxonomy places the organism in Eukaryota, Fungi, Ascomycota, Saccharomycetes, Saccharomycetales, Saccharomycetaceae. Gene Ontology annotation, molecular function: zinc ion binding; SNARE binding. Bases 1 to 2271 code for a protein of 756 amino acids. The record is from RefSeq and is a predicted model, not a curated record.